GCUGCGGCGCGCACGCAGGGCCUGGUCGGUGUCAUGGCCGCGUCCCGGCUGCCUCCGGCAGCGCUGACGCUGAAGCAGUUCUUGAGAAGGCAGCAGGUUCUUCAGUUAUACAGAAGAAUUCUGCAGGCUAUUCGUCAGGUACCUACUGAAACUGAUCGGCACUAUCUAAAGGAGUGGGCAAGGGAAGAAUUCAAAAGAAAUAAAGAUGCAACAGAUGAGGAUGCAAUUAGGAUGAUGAUUACUCAGGGCAACAUGCAGCUUCGGGAGCUUGAAAGAACACUUCAGCUGGCAAACUCCUAAUCUUAAUUCUGAGAGCCAAUGGACUUUCAUCCACUGUGGGAAGUACAGUACUUUCUCCAGGAUGCAGCACCUCAUCUUAUGCUAAGAUACCGGUAAUGGUUCAAGGUGGAAUACAGUACAAUACCAUUAUUUCCUUUCUCUUCUUGAGUCUGCUACCCUGAAUAUUUGACAAUCAUAGACAAAUUACUUGUGCCAUAUUUGUUCAAAUAAUCAAGUGUGGCAUAAUACUUACUGAGAGAGAAGCAGGAAGUACUGAAUAACAGCAGCAGUGCGAAAGAAAAACAAAAAUCUGGUUUGAAUGUAUUUUCUGUUUGUUUGUUUUCUACAUUAGUUCUAAAUGUUACAAUCUUAUGGGAGUUGUCUCUAGAGUUCCAAAGUCCCAAACUCCUGAACUUUCUGUGUCAUAAUAAAUGUGUUCAAAAUACUAAGAAAAUUUCUCAUAUGUAGGUGAUAACUUGAUCCAGUUUAUUGUUUGAGGUAGUGUCUUUAACCAUGAUUAUGACUGAAUAAACCUUAAUGGUGUGAGAGAAUUUAA
This is a messenger RNA of Emys orbicularis (European pond turtle), 835 nucleotides long. It is a transcript of the gene LYRM2, whose product is annotated as LYR motif containing 2. NCBI's taxonomy places the organism in Eukaryota, Metazoa, Chordata, Testudines, Emydidae. Gene Ontology annotation, cellular component: mitochondrion. The record is from RefSeq and is a predicted model, not a curated record. The transcript is spliced from 3 exons. Bases 34 to 300 code for a protein of 88 amino acids.